Rhinichthys klamathensis goyatoka is the source of this 3358-nucleotide messenger RNA. It is a transcript of the gene gpr137c, whose product is annotated as G protein-coupled receptor 137c. The coding region runs from base 248 to 1633 and encodes 461 amino acids. The record is from RefSeq and is a predicted model, not a curated record. Gene Ontology annotation, cellular component: lysosomal membrane. The transcript is spliced from 7 exons. Gene Ontology annotation, biological process: positive regulation of TORC1 signaling. NCBI's taxonomy places the organism in Eukaryota, Metazoa, Chordata, Actinopteri, Cypriniformes, Leuciscidae.
UAGAGUUUGCUUUUCUUAGCUCGGAGGGAGCUGCUUUGCAGAGAUUGGGGGACUCUGUCGUUUUUUUUUUAAUAAUUUGUUUUCCACAUCUUGCUUGUGAACAUCCAAGAAUUUACGUUAAAGUUUAUUCCUUAGGAUAACAACUCAAGGCAGCCUGUAGUUUUUCAUUUUCAGCUUAUGUCAUUUGUAAUUAAGUUUGACGUUUUAAAAUUUCUUAUGAUUUCUAAACGUCUGCACGAAAAGUUACAUGGAAAAGGAAAACGGUAGAACGUUUUGGAUAAGUCGGCGUGAUAGCGAGCAUCCAGGCGAUAUGUUGUUUUUACUAGAAAACCAGGUCAGUGUCAGUGUUUGGACGGACUCAUCCUCCUCCUCCUCAUCUUCAUCAUCAUCCUCCUCCGCCGAGCUGAUCCAGGCUGCGGUUCCCCCGUCCGUGGAGCUCGGUCUCACGGUUCUUUACACAGUUUUGUAUUCGCUACUCUUCGUGUUUGUUUACCUGCAGCUCUGGUUGAUUCUGCGCUACGGAUACAAGCGCUUCAGCUACCAGAGUGUUUUUCUCUUUCUGUGUUUGCUCUGGUCGGCUUUGAGGACGACACUCUUCUCUUUCUACUUUAAAAAUGUUGUUCAAGCAAACCAGCUUCAGCCUUUGCCGUUCUGGCUCCUGUAUUGUUUUCCAGUCUGCCUGCAGUUCUUCACAUUGUGUCUGCUCAACCUAUAUUUUGCUCAGGUGAUUUUCAAAGCCAAAGCGAAGUAUUCCCCAGAACUCAACAAGUACAAGGUGCCCCUGUGUCUAGGUUUUCUGCUGGCCGGUGUUUUUUUCUUGGUGGUGAACAUGACGUGUGCCAUGCUGGUUCAGGGUGAUGCGGCUGAGAGUCAGGUGAAGGAUGCCGUUCUGGCACGAGUGCUGGUUAACGACAGCCUCUUCGUUCUCUGUGCCAUCUCACUCGCCAUAUGCAUCUUUAAGAUCGCUAAAAUGUCUUCUGCAAAUGUCUACCUGGAAUCAAAGGGGACAUCGGUAUGCCAGGCCACAGCCAUCGGGGCAGCAGUUAUACUCCUCUACACUUCCAGAGCCUGUUAUAACCUGGUUGUGGUAGCUCUUUCUCCUGAAGAUCGGCCCAGCCCGUUCAAUUACGGCUGGUACAAUGUAUCUGACCAGGCCGAUGCAGAGAAGAUCAAUGGGGAAGCCUAUGUGGUCUUUGGGAUCAUCCUGUUCUUCUGGGAGUUUCUGCCCACCAGUCUGAUGGUGUUGUUCUUCAGAGUGCAGCGGCCCAAUCAGAACCUGACACCGGGCGGCAUGAUCAACAGUCACAGCUUUAGUUCCAGGGCGUAUUUCUUUGACAACCCACGGCGCUAUGAUAGUGACGAUGAUCUGUCUAGAAACACAACUUCCCGAGGAGAGAGAUGCAGCAGUAUCCUGUCGUCCACGUCACAGACGGGCCCAAGUUGGUACGGCUCUAUCCAGAGGAAUGGCAGCCUUACGCCGAUCCCUCACCUGCUGAACGGCCCCCAAACAUCAACCGCCCCUCUUCUCUUUGCCUAUGGCAACAAUCAGACCAACCAACACCACAAUUACUAUUCCACCCCUCAAAACUACUACUCAACCUCUCAGACACACUACACCACCCCUCAGAACUAAUGUGGGAUCGAUCUAGUGUGAGGUUUGGCUCAGCCGGGACAUCACUGAGCAGUGGUUUAUGGUUGUCUUCCCCCUCAGUCAAUUUAUCUGCUCACAUCCAUGUGGCGGAAAAUUUAAAGGGACAAUUCAAAGGUGGGGGGGGGGGGGGCUUUAUUUGGACCAAAUGGACCAGAUUUUCCUCUUUCUUCGAUGUUCUCAUUCCCGAAAACCAUUCAUCCCAUCACCUUUCCUUGGGUUCAGAAUGUUGUCGCAAUUAACUCUUAGGAGACUUCAGCACAUGGACUCCCCUCUGUGAGUUGGGAUGUACUUUUUUGCACUUACUGUGGGCCUACAUUUCAUAUUUGGAUCAGUUGGAAUAGGUGUAGGCCAGAAUGUGAUGGUGGUGAGGAUUUUUGGGGAGUAUACUUUUUAUAUUUCUUCAUCUUUGAGAAACAUCAUGACCCCCUAGUCCAUCCGAGACAUGCAAGUAAAAGAGGAUUGGGUCUGUUGGUACUAGGACCAAACGUGCACUGUCAUUCACGAAAUCCACGUGUCUCUUUCUUGAUUUCCUUUAACGUUUUUAUUCUGUUGCCAAAGAACCCGCGCUUAAAUCCAGGCUUCACCCCUGAGCCUCUAUGGUAGUAGAUUUCCAUGCUUCCCAAAGACAAAAAGACACCUGAUUCCCACAAUCCCUGGAACGACGAUUGAGCUCUGGUGUAUUCAAAUGUACCAAGUGUGACUAACUCUACUUACAUCCUCUAAUAUUUUGGUACUUGGCUUCAGAAGAACACUCUGAGGGCUUGUGGGUGAAUUUACCCGUGUAUAUCAGUAGUCAAAAUCUAGUAUAUCAUUCUCCAGGGAAGCCAGAAAUGGUGCCGUCGUAUGGUUUUCCUAGAUGAAAACUUGUUGCACAAAUUUGACAUUUGUAUUGAACAUGUUUCAUAAGCUUUAUAUCAUCAUUCCUGUAUAAUUGUAUUUCAGGAGCGUGAUUGGCAAGCAAUCAGUGCCCCAUUUCCAGCUUAGAUGAAGCGGCCCUUUCCAUUUCCCUGAAAUGUAAUUGUUUUGUGUUUUAGCAAAAAAAAAAAAAAAAAAAAUGAAGCUUAUUUUUGUAUCCCCUAAUUUGCUGCUCCGUAUGUUAUGAGCUGUGUAUAAGAUAUCAACAAUCAUUUGGCUGAAGCAAUCAUCAGAUGUGGUGUAAAUAUGAUGAAUGGGCAGCUGUAUGGUUGAAACGUCAUUCGCACCUGCUCUAUUGGAUUUAUUUUUAAAAUGUGUUAUUUUAAAUUGCGUCUUGCAGGAUUUUGUGUAUGCUGUACUAAACAAGUGAAUGAUUUUCAUUGAUUUGGACAUUUUAAGUUGGCCUGCUUCCUUGCUUUCUGCCAGCUGAUGUGUAGCAAAGCUUUUCACAUAUUAGCGAACAUGAGCGUUAAUUGACGGAAAGGUUGUGCGUUCAAAUUGAAUGCUGAUUGGGUUCAUUUCCUGACAAACCACAGAAAGGAUGGGGACGUGUAUGAGUUGUAGGUUUGUUUUUAUUUUUUAUUAAUUUAUAAAUGUGAGUCUGGUCUGUAAAAUGUUACUGUGAAAUCUGUCUUAUCAACUCUUGAAUCUAGCUAAAGAGCAAGUAAAGCCUUUUAUUUUUUUGUUUGAGGCCAAUGAAUGUAACUUGUUUACCCAUGUUCAUAGUUCAUUAAAGAUGUACACAAGCACUACCAUAAAAAAAUAAAGUUUUAUUGCACUGUUUUAAAAGCA